This is a messenger RNA of Aspergillus versicolor CBS 583.65, 1155 nucleotides long. Its product is annotated as aldo/keto reductase. The transcript has a single exon. Bases 1 to 1155 code for a protein of 384 amino acids. Lineage: Eukaryota; Fungi; Ascomycota; Eurotiomycetes; Eurotiales; Aspergillaceae. The record is from RefSeq and is a predicted model, not a curated record.
AUGACUUCUGUUCAGAAAAACACCGACUCUUCGCUCUUCCGCCACCGCCAGCUGGCACCGACCGCCGCCGUCCGGGUCUCCCCACUAUGCCUGGGCACCAUGACCUUCGGCGGCCAGCAAGAGGCCAAAUACGGAGAAUGCUCUAAUAAAGAGGCCUUCGCAAUGCUCGACUACUUCUACAGCCAAGGCGGCAACUUCCUCGACACCGCCAGCGGGUACCAGGAAGGGCACUCUGAGAUGCUGGUCGGGGAAUGGAUGGCCGCACGCAAGAACCGCGACCAGAUGGUGCUUGCGACCAAGUACACAACCGCAUACAUGACACAGCAUAAAGACCGUAUCCAGUCCAACUAUGGCGGAAACAACGCCAAGUCGCUGAAGGUCAGUGUCGACGAGUCGCUGCGCAAGCUGCAGACGUCGUACAUUGACCUGCUAUAUGUCCACUGGUGGGACUACACGACCUCCAUCCCGGAACUGAUGCAUUCCCUGAACGACCUGGUUGUCGCGGGGAAAGUGAUUUACCUGGGUAUUUCGGACACGCCGGCUUGGAUCGUCACCAAGGCGAACCAGUAUGCGCGCGACCACGGGCUGCGCCAGUUCGCGGUGUACCAGGGGAUGUGGAACGCGGCCAUGCGGGACUUUGAACGAGACAUCAUCCCCAUGGCGCGCGAGGAGGGAAUGGCGCUUUGUCCAUAUGGUGUGCUGAACCAGGGCAGGUUUCAGACCAAGGAAGGAUUCAAAGAGCGCGAGAAGGAUAACCCUGGCCGCAAGUUCAUUCCCACGUCCGAGCAUGACAAGAAGGUAUCUGCUGUGCUUGAGGAUGUAAGCAAGGCUAAAGGCGUGGAGCUGCUCAAUGUCGCCCUCGCCUACGUGAUGCAAAAGACUCCUUAUGUUUUUCCAAUUGUCGGCGGUCGGAAGGUCGAUCACAUCAAGGGCAGCAUUGCCGGUCUUGAUAUUACCCUCGAGGAGGAGGAACUGGAAAAGGUCGAGGGAGCCUAUCCGUUCGAUUUCGGAUUCCCGCAUACCUUCCUGAGCGGGUCGAUGUUUGACCAUUCCACACCGAAGAUGGCAGACAAGCCGGGCGAUGUCUGGUUGACAAAACCACUGGGCAGGUUCGACUGGGUGGACCAGACUAGGGCUAUACGGCCAUCGCAGUAG